GAGAGCGCAGUAAACCAGCUGUAGGUCGUUUUGAUCGAGACAUUGGAGAGAAGAGGGAGAUAGACUUCUGUUACGCCUGAAGAAUCAAGGAGAGCCCUCGUGCUUUGCGUGACAUUUAGAACAAGUUAGAAAAAACAUCAAAGGUUUCUAAAGGAUAGAACAGCCCUCUCAGCCCAUCCCUGUAGCCACAGGACCAUGUGCCAGUGAUGACUAGCUGUUGUAUCCCAGAGGCCCACCUUGGCAGUUAGAGGAAAGGCUCCGCCCCCAUCACCAUGACAGCAGCGUUGCCACGGAACGCUGCCCCCCUGUCUGUGCCUGGCCUGUUGCUCCUCCCCCUGCUUCUCCUGCCCCUCCCCAUCGCACUGUCCCAGAAGCCCAUGCUGCCCUCCCCAUCCGCCCCCACACCCGCCCCCCAGUACCUAUCCCGGCCGGAGUGUACCCGGAGAGAACACCCUGUGGUCACCUUCCAAGCCCUGAAUCCUUGGAUCACUAUAUUUUCCCACCCGGAUGUGAGAGACUACUCUCAACUGACCCUUGACCUGACCAGGAAUGAGUUGAUAGUGGGGGCAAGAAACUUCCUCUUCAGAUUGAGCCUCAACAAUGUGUCUCUCAUCCAGGCAACGGAAUGGGGUCCAGACGAUGACACCAGGAGGUCCUGUCAGAGCAAAGGGAAGACGGAGGUGGAGUGUCAGAACUACAUCCGCGUCCUGCUGGUCAAUAAGACUGAGGUCAUCACCUGUGGAACCAACGCCUUCCAGCCCCUCUGUAUCACCCGGGAGGUUGGGAAUAUGAGUAGUGUGUUGGAUCGCGUGAACGGCGUGGCAAGGUGCCCCUAUGACCCACGCCAUAACUCCACGGCGGUGGUGACGGAGAGCGGCGAACUAUAUGCCGCCACGGUCAUCGACUUCUCUGGUCGCGACCCUGUCAUCUACCGGAGCCUAGGGGGCAUGCCACCCCUCAGGACGGCCCAGUACAACUCCAAGUGGCUCAAUGAGCCCCAUUUCAUCUCAGCCUAUGAUGUGGGUCUCUUCACAUUCUUCUUCCUGCGUGAGAACGCUGUGGAACACGACUGUGGGAAGACCGUCUACUCCCGGGUGGCCCGCGUCUGUAAGAACGACAUCGGAGGGCGGUUCCUACUGGAAGACACCUGGACCACCUUCAUGAAGGCCAGGCUGAACUGCUCGCGCUCCGGAGAGUUCCCCUUCUACUAUAAUGAGCUGCAGAGCACCUUCUAUCUGCCUGAACAAGACCUCAUCUACGGGAUAUUCACCACCAAUGUGAACAGUAUAGCAGCGUCUGCAGUGUGUGCGUUUAACCUCAGCUCCAUCACCCAGGCCUUCAAUGGACCCUUCCGUUCCCAGGAGAACCCCCGCUCUACCUGGCUGCCCACCCCCAACCCCAUCCCCAACUUUCAGUGUGGUACCAUAGAUGACGACGGCGGUCCUAACGAUGGUCUGACGGAGCGCAGCCUCCAGGACGCCCAGCGGCUGUACCUGAUGAACGACGUGGUGCAGCCGGUCUCUGUGGACCCCUUGGUCAUGCAGGAUGACGUGCGCUUCUCCAGGCUGGUGGUGGACAUCGUACAGGGUCACGACACACUCUACCAUGUCAUGUACAUCGGCACAGAGUACGGCACCAUCCUGAAGGCUCUUGCGACCACCAAUAAGAGCCUUCAAGGGUGUUACCUGGAGGAGAUCCAGCUCUUCCCCGCUGGGGUGCAGGAGCCAAUCUUGAGCCUGCAGAUCCUUCAAAGUGAUAGGUCACUGUUUGUAGGACUCAACAACAAAGUUCUGAAGAUCCCUCUGGAGAGAUGCUCCAACUACAAGACUGAGAUGCUAUGCCUGGAGGCCCGGGACCCAUACUGUGGCUGGGACAGGAAACAGAGACGAUGCACCACCCUGGAGGAUAGCUCUAACAUGAGCCAGUGGAGUCAGAACAUCACUGUGUGUCCGCUGAGGAACCAGAUCACCAUUGGCGGCUUUGGACCCUGGGCAGCGUGGCAACAAUGCAGCAACGACGACGGCGAAGGCACCAGCACCUGUCUGUGUCGCUCCAGGGAGUGUGACAACCCUCCAGCUCGCUGUGGUGGAAGGAACUGUGAGGGGCCCACCAUCGAAGUCUCCAACUGUUCCAGAAACGGAGGCUGGACCCCCUGGUCGUCAUGGGGACAGUGCAGCACCACCUGUGGAACGGGGUUUGAGAUGCGCCAGCGCUCCUGCAACAACCCGUCGCCCCGUCACGGUGGUCGCGUGUGUGUGGGCCCCGUCAGGGACGAAAGGUUCUGUAACGAGGGUGUGUCAUGUCCCCAGCCUAUCUUCUGGUCCCCGUGGGGUUCUUGGACUAAGUGCAGUGCUGAGUGUGGAGGUGGGGUCCACUCCAGGGUCAGGAGCUGUGAGAAUGGGAACAGCUGCCCAGGCUGCGCACUGGAGUACAAGGCGUGUAACCUGGAGGCGUGUCCAGAGGUAAAGAGGAACACCCCCUGGACCCCGUGGAUGCCCAUCAACGUGACCCAGGGCGGGGCACGCCAGGAGCAGAGGAUGCGCUACAUGUGCCGCGCCCAGCUGGCAGACCCCCACGAGCUGCAGAUCGGACGACGCAAGGUAGAGACCCGCUUCUGCCCCAACGACGGCACGGUUGCCUGCGAGACCGACACUCUAGUGGAGGACCUCCUGAGGACCCCUGUGGUACGAGUGGCAGGUGCCGACUGGUCGUCAUGGGAGACGUGGUCCGCCUGCUCCCAGGACUGUGCCAAAGGGUACCGCACCCGCAAGCGCACCUGUACCACCCCAGAGGGCAAGGCUGCCCCGCCAGCCUGCAGGGGCUCACCCGUGGAGUACCAGGACUGCAACUCUCAGGCCUGCCAAGUGAGUGGAGCCUGGUCGUGUUGGUCGUCCUGGUCUCAGUGUUCAGUCCCCUGUGGUGGAGGGCACUACCAGCGUACCCGCUCCUGUAACAACCCCAGCCCUGGCAACGGAGGAGAUAUCUGUAUUGGUCUACACACUGAGGAAGCGCUGUGCAACACACACACCUGUGAUGGCGGCUGGAUGGCCUGGUCUCUGUGGUCAGUGUGUGACAAUGCAGGGCUGCAGGUACGCAGCAGGGUCUGUGGAGCUCAAGGCUCAUCCCCCUGUGUGGGAAACAACACCGAGCACAGGGACUGCAAUGAGAUCCCAGUGAUUCUCCCUGCGUCUGGCUUUGAUAAGGACCAGCAAUGCGGAGCAUUCACCUCGCUGCACCUGAUAGCCACAGGCGUGUCCUGUUUCCUGGGGGCGGGCCUUCUGUCCUUUCUGGCCUACGUGUAUAGCCAGCGCUUCCACAAGCCCUCGCAGGAAUCCGCCGUCAUACACCCCACCACGCCCAACCACCUCAACUACAAGGGCAACACUACACCAAAAAACGAGAAGUACACGCCCAUGGAGUUCAAGGUAUUGUCACAGACUCUGAACAAGAAUAACCUGCUCCCAGAUGAGAGGUCUAACUUCUACCCAACGCCCCUGCAGCAGACUAACAUGUACACCACCACCUACUACCCCACAGCGCUGGGCAAAUAUGACUACAACAGGCCUGACUCCUCCCCUUCCCCCUGCAGGACCUAUAACAACAGCUGAGACACCCCGCCCCCACCCCCAUGGCCCCCGGCACCGUCCACCCAGACUGAACUGAACUCCACCCCAAUCACAAUGGUGACAGAUGGAAUGGUGACUGAACCCAUCCAUUUUUGCUCCCCUCUCCUUUAUCCCAUGGUAUCUACCAAAUGGUGAGGGGGAUGUAAGGGUAUAUCUGGAACAUACCAUCAGCACUCUGUAGAGGUGCUGAUGCCUCCAUUAGACUCGCUAAGUAGAGCCAGGAAUUUGAUCAUAGUUUGGGUUAUAUUUUGGGGGGUGUGAGUACUGGAUAUCACAGUGUCAACGUAGUGCUUCGGUGGAGAGAUAAACGAUGAACUCUGUAAGACACUAUAAGCUACAGUAUGGAGUUGAACUACUUAUCCCUGUGGAACUUGACAACCUGAGCACCUUACUGUAGGUGUUGUGUUGCUAUCCAGAGAGGCUAGAGUUGGCCAUAGGAGAAAACUCUCUUCCCUGGUCUGUCAGGUCACCUCUAUGAUUGAGUCUCUUUUUUUAUUUUUUAUUUUUUUUUGACUCCCUUUUUCUCCCCAAUUUUCAAUCUUGUCUCAUCGCUGCAACUCCCCAACGGGCUCGGGAGAGGCAAAGGUUGAGUCAUGCAUCCUCCAAAACAUGACCAGCCUAACCGCGCUCCUUAACACCACCACUAGCUUCACCUGGAGGCCAGCCACACCAAUGUGUCAGAGGAAACACUGUUCAACUGGGGAACGGGGUCAGCCUGCGGGAACCUGGCCUUCCACAAGGAGUUGCUUGAGCGCGAUGAGCCAAGUAAAGCCCCGUCGUCCAAACCCUCCCCUAACCCGGAUGACGCUGGCCAAUUGUGCGCCAUCAUAUGGGACACCUGGGCCAACAACAAAAGCAGUUACCUAGAACAACCCUACCAGCACAUAUCAUUAUGUCUGUCCUUCAAUAUGGUGGAUGCGAAUCGGGAGGGAACAAAAAAAAGAACUAAAUUAAUUCAAGAGAUGAAGAGAUCAAUAUCAGUUCUAUUGUGUUUGGAGGUGGAUGGAUGCACUCAGGUCACCUCGCCUCAUCAAAUGACACGAGGAGGACAAGUACCUGGGACCUCAGCUCUGCUGUGGCGCCAUGUUUUUGGGUAGUACUAUGGGACCAGGGGAACAGAGGCACAUCCAGGAAUGGCAGCGUGUGAUCUGUUAUAGGAAAAGUGCCUACACUAGACCACAUAGAUACAGACAUACUCACUGCUGGAGAGAAUCUCUAUUUGCUUAUGUCUAAACAAGGCCCACACCUCAGGCUGGCUGUGUUAUGUACUGUAUCGGUAUGUUCACAAAGGCAAUGUUUCCCAGGGAAUGAUCUGAACAUGGGCUAGAGAGAUGAGGUGUCUGACUGAAAUACAGUGGGAAUCAUCCAGCUUUGGGAUGCUUUGGGUAUACAAUAGAGAGGAUCAUGUGGAGUCAAAUUUGACUUUCUAUCACUUCUUUUUUAUGAUGAUAUAAAGACUUUUGGAAGGAAUUCCCUUGGUUCUAGAAUGGAAUGGAUGUAUUCUACUGAGUACUAUACCUACCUACCGCUCAGUGGUCAUAUUAAAUAUGGCCAGUGUGCAGAACUGGACUGCAACCGAUUUUAUAUGAUAUCAUACAAUAUCAUACAAUGUGGGAUAAAAAAGAUAGUAGCGGGGCAUUUUUUUAUGAGGGAGGUUAUUUGUUUGAUGUUCAAGAGAGCAGUAGGAUAGGAGGAAAUAUUUUAUUUCACAAAUAAGGGAUAGCUGAUUCACUUGAGUUUCUCAUCGGUUUCACACCACAACAUAUAAAAAAAAUCACAGCAGCUUAGUAGCCAAUAGGUGUCUGACAAAUGAAAGGAGAAUGUUGCUUUAUUACAAUCACAUCUUUAUUUUUGAAGGCAUGUUAUAGAAGGGUCCAGACCUUUUUAGUUGUUGUUGCAAUUUCACUUGUUUUUGAGAAACAUACCCCAACCAGCGAGUCACAACCUCCUCCUCGUUGUGCAGUACGGGAGCUCUGAAAAAACAUGAACAAAUGCUCCAAAAACACUCAAAUCCUUUUAGAAACGGAAAACCUUCAGUAUAGUGAUGCAGGUCUUUAGAUAUUGUACACGUGAAAUUGGGUCAUUCCGAACUUUAUCCACAACAUUAUAUUCCAUUUUGUGCAACUCAAGCUGUUUCCCCUAUCCAGCUGUUCCAUUCUCCUAGUGGCCUGCUGCUAAAAUGGACGGAGAGGUAUCAUUUGAGUUGCAACAAAAUGGAAUAUAACGUUGCGGAUAAAGUUCGGAAUGGCACAAUUUCAUGUGUACAACAUCUAAAGACCUGCAUCACUAUACUGCGAGGGUUCUUGUUUCAAAAAAAUAUUUUUGGAGCAUUUGUUGAUGUUUUUUCAGAGCCCCGUACUGCACAACAAGGAUGAGGAAAAGUUAAUUAAAAUAAAAUAAAAAGUGAAAUUGCAAAAAUAAGUGUCUGCACCCUUGUAUAAUACUCCAAUUCAGUACAUAUAAAAUUGAGAUUUGGUUGUAAAAACACACACUAUUCUCCUUUAAGAUUUUACAAAAAUAAAAUAAUGUAGAAGCAAAUAUUCAGACUGACUGUAGCGAAUAUCAAUGUGUCCCUCUCUUUACAAUGCUAAAUCAUGCUUAAAAUGCUUUGGUAUGAGAUUAUUGGUGUGUGUGUUCGUGUGCGUGUGUUUGCAUGUGUGUGUGUGUGUGUGUGUGUGUGUGUGUGUGUGUGUGUGUGUGCGCGCGCAUGUUGGCGUGUGUGUGUGUUUGCUUGCUACGUAUGUGUAUGCCUGUGAGAGUGAAUGAGGAGAGGAACAGACAACUGUAUGUAUUUUGUACAAUGUAAAUGUAAUUCUUUCUUACAUAUGACUGUGUAUAUAAUGGGAUCUGUAAAGGGGUAUGUGCAUUUUUUCCACACAUUAUGAUGAUAGCACUCCUAAUGUUCCACUGGGUUUCCAUAUGUUCCAUGUAUAAGAUGAUAAUCAUUGUAAGUUAACGAGAGCUGCGCAGUUCUCAUAAGGAAACACUAUUUAUAGUGAAGCUUGGAUCAUAAAGGGCAUUUCAGAAACAGAACUGAGCUAUAUUUUAUUAUUAUGUCCGCUGUUAAAAUGAAUGCUAAUUUAACAGCAAUACUUUCAGUUCCACUCAUAGAAAUGGUAUGAUUCUAUUCUAUCGUUCUAAUUCUAUAGUUCCAUUAUAUGCACGAGAGCUCUAUCUGUACAUAAGAGACAGCCUUCGAUCUGCAGAGCAUUAAUGACAUCUAAAGGUUAGUAUAAUGUAAAUGUAUAUUGUUGUAUAGCUAACACUGUUUUUAAAAAAAAGCCUUAGUUGAAAAAAUAAAAUAAAAAGUGCAGCAGCUAUGUACUCACCAACCAUGGGGUUUGUAAGGGGAUAGAGUUUGUCAAUGUGACUGGUUGACUACGGCCUGAACAACUUCUCCAGCUGUUUUGUAACUUUCUAUAGAUAUACAGUUUGUCCAGAUCCUAUGUAGUAUCUUAAUCCCCGUUUAUACCUGGUGCUAACAUACAUGCCUUGUCCUGAUUGUGUCCACAUCCUGAUUGUGCCAACAUAUGCAGACAGGUAUAGAUGAUCAAAUGACACAUUAUGAUCUGAUUGUGAUUAGAUCUUACUGACCACCUCCGGAGGUAGUCAGGUACUCAUUCUGUCUGGCUAUCUCACAAGUCUCUGGACAGUGAAACCAUUUAAAUCAUAAUUAUAUUGCCUUCUAAAAGAAUUGACGUGUCUUAAAAUAAAUAAAUAAAUAUUAUUUUGAAAGAAAUCCAUCAAAUAAUUUUCAUACAGUGAGGGACCAUGAAAUCUGGUCACAGUGCAGACACGGUGGAUGAAUAAGGCUGCGUUUAGACAGACUGGCUGUCUGACUGGCUGUCUGACUGGCUGUCUGACUGGCUGUCUGUCCAAACGCAGCCUUAUUCAUCAACCGUGAUACGGAUUUAGUUUUUUUACAAAAAAUGUUCACCAGGUAUAAAUAAGGGUUUAGAGUAACAAAGACAGUCUGUCCUUUUAGAAGCACUCGUGCCAUUUUAAUACAAAAUAUCACCACAACAGUUUAAAAAACAUAAACAUUUUAAAUGAACAAGAACAAGACACAGAAAAUGGUGAGUAGUGUAUUGUAACAGUAUUACCAUAGUCCAUUGACUAGAUCAAAGUAAUUCAGCUGUUUAGAGGAUUUACAGCAACCCCUCCACCCAGUGGUUUUCCUUUUCCCCACUUGCCUGACCCACAUUUCUGGGUUUGUGAUUGGCUCCCCCUAAAUGAUGACUCCCUUUGAUUGUCUUCCUCUGGCCCUGUAGUAAUUUUUGAUUGGGCAAGCUGGAUGUCACAUUGUGAAUCUUUGUCCCCUGAUUGGCUCGGUGCCCUUCUAUGCAACUGACCUGGUGGUACUAUUAGAUAUGUGAUGUAGACUGUAAUCACUGCCUUUUAGACACUGUGAAUUUUUUGGUACUCUAUAUUUUUGUAUAUUGUACAUUAUAAAGGAUAAUAAACCUUGAUGCCAACAUGG
Molecule: messenger RNA, 8106 nt
Organism: Oncorhynchus masou masou (cherry salmon)
Lineage: Eukaryota; Metazoa; Chordata; Actinopteri; Salmoniformes; Salmonidae
Gene: sema5ba
Product: sema domain, seven thrombospondin repeats (type 1 and type 1-like), transmembrane domain (TM) and short cytoplasmic domain, (semaphorin) 5Ba
Exons: 23
Coding region: 273-3608 (1111 amino acids)
Biological process (GO): neural crest cell migration; positive regulation of cell migration; semaphorin-plexin signaling pathway
Molecular function (GO): chemorepellent activity; semaphorin receptor binding
Source: RefSeq, a predicted model, not a curated record